GGGAGAACGGAAAUCGCAUACCCGCACCCCCGUUCUCCCCUGCGCCAAUUACGUGACCCACCAACGUGACUCUUAAGCCCGCGGCAGACGAUGCUAUUUUUCCUGCUGGAUUACUAGCUGGCGCCUCUGCUGGCAAUCUCGCUAACUUCUAUGCUGGAAAUUGUGUGACCCGCUGGUCACCCUGCUGGCUGAUCUCCUAGAUUUCCGUGAUAGAUCAGGUGCUAUUUUUCUUGCUUAGUUUUAUGCUUGCUCAUUGCAAGAACCAAUCAGAAUGUAGCUUUAGGUAACGUGAUCAAAAUAUUUUCUUUGCAUGAAGGUUAGGUACUUAAGUGAGGUUACAGUACUUAAGUGAACUCAAGCCGUGUCGAUCCUGUCGCUGGAUCGGGAGCCAACACCAAACCAGACCAACAAGUGAACUCAAGUAUCAGCGAGCUCAAGUAUCAUUUGACAGAAAAUAGAAAACACAUGAUGUCCUCCACGUGCAAAAGUGAAAAAAGAAAUGGACAAAGGAAGCUAUUACAACUCUAAUAGAGGCCUACAAAGAAGAGCCAUGUUUAUACGCAAUAAACACACCUAAUUACCACAAUAAACAUAUCCGAAGUGAAGCAUUAAAACAUGUGUGUGCUGCUGUCUUAAUGUUUAGACCAGGAACUACAGAAAGCGAGUGUUCAAUAAAGUUUCAUAACUUGCGGACUCAAUUUAAUAUUGAAAACGCGAAAAUAAAAUCAUCAAUGAAAUCUGGAAUUGGAACUGACGACGUAUACAAACCGAAUCUCUGGUAUUUUAAUAAUUUAAAAUAUUUAGAAGCUUAUUGCACGCCUCGGAAAAGUCGAAAUUCUAUAGAAAAAAAUUCUACAGAACAACUGUUGAUUUCAAAUCAGAAUGAAGAAUUGUCAAAGACUAAACAACUAUCUCAAGUAAAUGAGACAUUUAUGGAUGAAGAAUGGUUAGAAGAUGAAUAUUUUGACAAUUCUGCUGAUAAAUCUAUAGCCGAAUCAACUACAUUUCUUACUAAACCAUCAGAAUCAGUUACAACAGUUAAUGACCAAUUUUCAUCAAUCAGUUCUCAUACUGCAUCUUUGAUUCCUGAUAAAACAUUGCUUUCUAGAAAUAUUUCUCGUCCAUCUCCUUCUAUUAGUCCAGCAAAUUCUAUCAUAUCUUCAUCAGUUAGUACUAGUAGUAAUAGCACACAUUGUCAACUUCCUCCAGUUACAACCACGAAGAAACGUAAAUCAAAUACUGAAGAUACUAUUUAUGCUGGAGCUAUUGAGGCAUUAGCAGAUUCAUUAAAACAACCCAUAAUUUUAAAAUCAAUGGAUGUAUCUAGUAAUUCUUCAAAUACUGUACCAGAUCCCGUGGAUGCCUGUAUGGUAUUUAUAGGAUCGAUAUUAAAACGUUUUAAAAAUGAAAUAUUUAAAUUUGAAAUAAUGAAUACAUUGGUUUGUACGGCUAUAGAAGCUAGUACGAAAGAUGUAACAGAAGUAAGACAAACCUGAUAGAAAUUGUUUUCCUGUUUUUAUUUUUUACUUUGUAUUCAAUUUGAAGAUAUU
Molecule: messenger RNA, 1550 nt
Organism: Vollenhovia emeryi
Lineage: Eukaryota; Metazoa; Arthropoda; Insecta; Hymenoptera; Formicidae
Exons: 3
Coding region: 636-1496 (286 amino acids)
Source: RefSeq, a predicted model, not a curated record